GUAAAAUCAGAGGUUGGUCUGAACAUAAUCUCAUUGGAGGGGUGGGAGAAGAGAUGCAGAAAAAUGAGAUAAUGACGACGUGUAUAAAUAAUCAGAGCACUGGGUUUCCGGCAGACUGCAACCUCCAGCAAGGAAACCACUCCAGGGCUGAAUCCAAAACAUUAGGGUGAAUUACACCAAGACGGUCUUGUUAAAAAAACACUGAGUGAUUCCAGGACAUUUUUUCAUUCUUCUUUUGUGAAGUCUGCAAUAUUGUUUUGGAUUGCAAUAUUGUUUUGUGAAGUUUGCAAUAUGUGUUGCAGAGAGUGUGCAAAGUGCCUUGGAGUUAUUCUAAUUCCUUUGGCUGUCCUGUGUACCCUUGCCAAUAUCUUGCUGUUUUUCCCUGGCGGAAAUGUUGAAACCAGUGAACAUAUUACAAAAGAAGUCUGGUGCUUUGGAGGGCUCUUGGGUUCUGGUGUACUGAUGGUGUUUCCUGCCUUGGUUUUUUUGGGUCUUAAGAAUAAUGAUUGCUGUGGCUGCUGUGGUAAUGAAAGCUGUGGAAAGAGAUUUGCGAUGUUCACUUCUAUAAUAUUUGCAGCAGUGGGAGUUGUGGGAGCUGGAUACAGCUUUAUUGUUUCAGCAGUUGCUCUGAACAACGGCCCUUUGUGUUUAAUGGAAGAUGGGUCGUGGGACUAUCCAUUCCAGAAUGGAAACUAUCUCACAAACCACAGUAGCUGGAGUACGUGUCAUGCACCCGAGUCCAUCGUGCCUUGGAAUGUAUCUCUCUUCUCUUUGCUGCUGGUCAUGAGUGUUAUUCAGUUGGUGCUCUGUGCCAUUCAAGCUGUCAAUGGACUCCUAGGCACACUCUGUGGGGACUGUAAAUGCUGUGGAUGUUGUGGGGGAGAUGGAGCUGUUUAAAGCAUAUGCAGACAACAUAAAUUGCCUUGUGCACUGUAAAGAAUAUCCUUCCAGGUGUUCCCCUUGAUAUGAUGGGCCUGGUGCCUUUUCACACUCAAAGCAGGUCUGGAACGAGGGGCAUUGGUUUUCCUCCUGUUUACAAGCAGCCCUGACCACCUUUCCCACCAACUGAAAUUUCACUGCUCCCGAUGAAUCUAGCAGCUGCUUUGAUUAUAGCAUAUUUAUUUUUGUAAUAAGUUCUUUUCCAAGACAAACUCUUUGGACAAUGACUUUUCUUGCUAAAUAACCUUCUGACAGAGGAGAACAGGCGGUGUAUAUCACAAAUGCUGAGCCUGAGCCUAAACUUGGCCUGCCCUACAUAUUCUUAGGGAACUAAUCCCCCUCCUUCCUUCUUCCUUCCUUCCUGGUUCUUUCAAAGCAACAGCAUCUAUUUUCCUUCAAGUUCUCCCAGUCCACACACUCACUUAGCCUGCAAUUUUUGGCUACUUGUGAGGUAACCUUUGUAUUGUAGGUUACCUUCAUGCAGUGCUUUGAUCUGUCACUUACUACAUGGAUACAGGCAGAAAUCAACAUCCAGCCCAUCUUGAGGAAAUCAGAGUUAGAUUGAGAUCUGCAUACUCAGGGGAUCCUUUACUUUUGAUUACUGCACAUCAAGCAGUUUAGCAAAGGCAGCUUUUCUGUCAGCAACAUUGCAGCAACAAGCAAAGCCACGGCUUCUGGACCUUCCCUGUCAUGCAGCUAUUAAAGGCAUGGAGUCUCCUUUGAAUUGCCCUGAAUUGCUAAGGGGCUGCUGCUGUUUGGAUUUUGAUUUUCUUUUCUAUGCCUUUAAUGGCAAACGGGCAUGAAGAAUUUCAGCAGGUGAAGUUUUUUCCUGGCUUGGGCAAAAAAAUAUGGGGGAAAGUUCACCUGCUUAAUUUCUUGGAGUUGGGCUGACUUUCAAGAUACAGAAAUAAAGCCCAGAAAAAAAGGUCACACUCCUAGUUGGGCAUCAGAAUUCAUAUUUGAGAGCAUCUGCAAAUACAAUUCCAGCUAUUAUCAUCACUGACCUAGGGUAUAGCCCAGGGCUGCUCAGCUUCGGCCCUCCUGCAGAUGUUGGCCUACAAUUCCCAUAAUCCCUAGCUAUUGGCCACUGUGGCUGGGGAUUAUGGGAGUUGUAGUUCAAAAACAGCUGGGGGGCCUAAGUUGAGCAGGCCUGGUAUAGCCCAUCCUGGACAAAGACACUUCUCUCACAUAGGUAUUGGCCUGUCCUUGCUUACAGACAGUCUCCUAAUCCAAGGGUUCACAAAAUUGAGUCCGCAGAUGUUCUUGGACUACAGCUCCCAUAAUCCCUGGGGAUGAUGGGCAUUGUAAACCAAUAAAUCUUGGGACCCAAAUUUGAGAACCCUUGACCUAAUAUUAAAAGGCUGCUGACCAACAACAACAAAAUGUAUAACAAAGAAACAAAUACAGGGACCCUGCUACAAACCUCAGUUCCAACUCUGUCCGAAUCUCCACUCAGACAACACCAAUACAUGACCCAAUAAUAGCUCUAUUCACACAUUAUGUUCACCAUAGAUAUACACUUAUUUGCAUGCAUUAUAUUCAGGUUUGUUUUGUUUGUGAGAUAGUAUUGAUGUGAGAGAUGGAUUUGAAUGUUCAUUGCUGGGAAACAACAGUGGAUUUCCUCUCCAUGCCAGGAAAAGAUUCGCCCACUUAAUUUCUUUGUUUAAGAGACAGAAGCAGGGUCACAAAAACCCAACACACACCCAGCGACAGUCUUGUUCACAUUUUAAACAUUAAUGGAUGCCAUGUUUCAUAGGAACCCCUGCUAACUGGAAACCCUGAAUUUGAGGGGGCCUAUGUCCCGGUUCACUUUUUAAAUAAACAUAGGUAUAGUCUUUCACACAAACACAUGUACAAGCGUAUAGAUCCCUGUAUGCAUGUCUUAAUAGGGCUAAGGUCAGCGAUACCUUCAAGGGCUGAUUCAUUUACUCAUCUUCAGUGUGAUAUAUGUAUUCAUCAGCCUGUUGUGCCCUUCUGUGUCUAUAUAGGUGAAACAGGUCAGUCUCAAGGAGAGCUGGUCUUGUGGUAGCAAGCAUGACUUGUCCCCUGAGCUAAGCAGGGUACACCCUGGUUCCAUAUGAAUGGGAGACUUGAUUUGUGAGCACUGUAAGAUAUUCCCCUGAGUGGAUGGAGCCACUCUGGGAAGAGCAUCUAGGUUCCAAGUUCCCUCCCUGGCAUCUUAAAGAUAGGGCUGAGAGAAAUUCCUGUCUGCAACCUUGGAGAAGCCACUGCCAGUCUGUGUAGAUAAUACUGAGCUAGAUGGACCUAUGGUCUGACUCAGUAUAUGGCAGCUUCUUAUGUUCCUAUAUGCAAAAUAAUAAAUGGACACACAUCAACAUCAGAAAUGUCAACAGAAACCAGUGGGAGAAUAUUUUAACUUCCAAGGACACUCUGCUGCAGGCUUCAACACUACUUCAACAAAAAAAAUUUAGAGGGAACUCUGUCAGUUGAAUUAGAAUGUAUAAUGAGACUUGAUACCAUCUCUGCAGCCCUUAGUUGAGACAACGAUUUUUGAAAUCACAUUACGUAGUUAAUUAGCAUUGCUAAGAGGUUAUAACACCAAUUAGUACUGUUGUUAAUUGUCACCACAUUUCUGUGUAGUUUUUUCACCUAUUCAUGACUAGAACCCUUGCAUUUCCUGCCAUUUGACACCACUAGUUUUAAAUCUUUUCUCUGUGUGUGUGUGUGUGUGUGUGUGUGUGUGUGCGCGCGCACGCGCACAUACCUGCGUCCUACUGAGGUUUAUAAUUAAUGCAUAUGAUGAAGUGGACUGUAAUCUUUGGAAGCUUAUGCUACAAUAAUUCUGUUAAUCUCUAAGGUACCACAAGUCUCUCAGUUAUUUUUGCUGCUGCAGCCUAACACAGCUACCCCUUUGGCAGUUUAAACUAUUGUCCUUGAUUUAUUUUCUGCUAAUGAAGCUAAAAUUCUGCAGACCAGCACCUUCUGCCCAGAGAGUUAUCUGUAAUAUAGUAACAUUAAGAGACCUUUGUGCUGAAAGAUUUUCUGAAAAGAAUUAAAGUGUUUUCUUUUUGUAUAAA
Messenger RNA from Hemicordylus capensis (graceful crag lizard), 3977 nucleotides. It is a transcript of the gene TM4SF4, whose product is annotated as transmembrane 4 L six family member 4. The transcript is spliced from 5 exons. Lineage: Eukaryota; Metazoa; Chordata; Lepidosauria; Squamata; Cordylidae. The coding region runs from base 292 to 897 and encodes 201 amino acids. Gene Ontology annotation, cellular component: membrane. The record is from RefSeq and is a predicted model, not a curated record.